UUUAUAUUAUUGAUGUUGAUUUUGGCUUAUUUCUUCACUGUUAUAGCUCCUGUAAGUGAAGAUAGUUACCAAUAUCUUUUUGCUUUAAAAAAAGUUAGGAUGGAAUGGCGAAGACUACAGCGUCUAUGUAUCCGUUGGUGGAGGACUAGCUGUUCUUGGAACCUUUAUUGGCACAACAAUCUUCAGUAAAAUAUUGAAAAUCUCGGACUCCAUAAUUGGCAUGUGGUCUUCUAUCUUUGUCACUGCGUCUCACUUCGUAUUUGCUUUUUCAAUUAAUUCCUGGAUGUUUUAUCUUGGCAAUGUGUUUGAUAUGUUUGCUUCGUUACGAGUUAUUCCCAUUAAAUCAAUUGGAUCCACUAUAGUUGCUGACGAUGAGCUAAGCAAAAUGUUCUCAUUCUUUGGCAUUUGUGAACCAAUUGCAGGAUUCAUAUUUGCGCCCAUCUACAGCUUGAUUUACACGUCAACCAUCGAUUCUUUUCCGGGUACCUUUUUUUUGUUCAGCAAUAUCUUUAUUGCUCCCAACAUACUUGUUUUUAUUGUCAUCUACGUUGCAAUGCGUCGUCGCCCAGUGAAAGAUACUUCGAUGGAGUUGGCUCAGAAGAACGGACAAGAAAAUUCCGGACUCGAGAUAACACAUAUGUGAUUCCUAAAAUCUUAUAAACAUAUUUUUCAAGAAUGUCUAAGUUUAGAUUUGCGUCUAUAUAUAAAUACAGAAAUACAUAAGACAGUUGAUAGAUUGUUAAUUUUGUGUUCGACAAGUUAAUGCCGCUUAAGGUGCUGGGCAGAAGAAAUCACGAAAUUCCCAACGCCCAUAAAUGGCAAGACAAGUUUGAUGACUUGAAGAGUGCAAAGAUAUACUGCUAAUUGAACAUCUUCAGAAUGAAAGUAAGCAUACUCGACUCGCUUUUACCCUGUAUGAAAUGGCACAAUAUAAAUUAUGAUCUUUUAAACUAGA
Molecule: messenger RNA, 955 nt
Organism: Drosophila sulfurigaster albostrigata
Lineage: Eukaryota; Metazoa; Arthropoda; Insecta; Diptera; Drosophilidae
Exons: 4
Coding region: 221-643 (140 amino acids)
Biological process (GO): transmembrane transport
Cellular component (GO): membrane
Molecular function (GO): transmembrane transporter activity
Source: RefSeq, a predicted model, not a curated record